Salarias fasciatus (jewelled blenny) is the source of this 3143-nucleotide messenger RNA. It is a transcript of the gene kdm1a, whose product is annotated as lysine (K)-specific demethylase 1a. Gene Ontology annotation, molecular function: chromatin binding; oxidoreductase activity; flavin adenine dinucleotide binding. Gene Ontology annotation, biological process: chromatin remodeling; regulation of DNA-templated transcription. Gene Ontology annotation, cellular component: nucleus. The record is from RefSeq and is a predicted model, not a curated record. The coding region runs from base 76 to 2670 and encodes 864 amino acids. Lineage: Eukaryota; Metazoa; Chordata; Actinopteri; Blenniiformes; Blenniidae. The transcript is spliced from 22 exons.
GAGCAGCUCUGUGCUCGAGGACCUGCUGCGCUGCCGUCUUUGUGUUGACAUCGCCGCGGCAUUGAAAGUGUUUGAAUGGAUAUUACCAGGUGCCCGGAGAAAUGGGUAAAACAAGACAAGGAGAGGCCUCCGACUUCCUCCAUAAUGCUGUCCAGUAAAAAGUCCGAUGCGGGCUCUUCCUCCUCCUCCUCUUCAUCGUCUAUUGGAGCAGCGGGAGGGGAAAGAGCCCCAGGUCCUGAUGCCCAGACCGGCACCUCAGCGUCGGCUGCAGGAGCUCUGGAUUCUAAGAAGAAAGAGAGGUCUUCCCCCAGCGGGGAACCUGGCGGUGCCCCCCUGCCUCAUCCGUCAGGCCCUGGGGGGAUGGACCAGGACUCGGCUGAAGUUCGCAGAACUAGUCGGCGGAAGCGAGCAAAACAGGUGGAGUACCGCGAGAUGGACGAAAGCCUCGCCAAUCUAUCGGAAGACGAGUACUACUCUGAGGAGGAGAGGAACGCCAAGGCGGAAAAGGAAAGGAAGCAGGUCAUUCCUCCUCCGGCUCCACCUGUAGAAGAGGAGAACGACAGUGAACCAGAGGAACCAUCUGGUGUGGAAGGAGCCGCUUUCCAGAGCCGGCUUCCUCACGACCGCAUGACAUCCCAGGAAGCCGCCUGCUUUCCUGACAUCAUCAGUGGACCCCAGCAGACCCAGAAGGUUUUCCUGUACAUCCGAAACCGCACCCUCCAACUGUGGCUGGACAACCCGAAAAUCCAGCUCACCUUCGAGGCCACAGCACAGCAGCUUGAAGCUCCAUAUAACAGUGACGCCGUGUUGGUUCACAGGAUACACAGCUACUUGGAGAGACAUGGUCUCAUUAACUUUGGCAUCUACAAGAGGGUCAAGCCUUUACCCACAAAGAAAACCGGCAAAGUAAUAGUGAUCGGUGGAGGCGUGUCCGGCCUCGCUGCAGCCAGGCAGCUGCAGAGUUUUGGGAUGGAUGUUACAGUACUGGAAGCCAGGGAUCGCGUUGGUGGCAGAGUGGCUACUUUCAGGAAAGGGAACUACGUUGCUGAUCUGGGAGCCAUGGUUGUUACAGGACUGGGAGGGAAUCCGAUGGCGGUGGUCAGCAAGCAGGUGAACAUGGAGCUGGCGAAGAUCAAACAGAAAUGUCCGCUCUAUGAAGCCAAUGGCCAAGCCGUGAGUGGUGAACGGUGCACGAGUGUGCCAAAAGAAAAGGACGAGAUGGUGGAGCAGGAGUUCAACCGGCUGCUGGAGGCCACCUCGUACCUCAGCCACCAACUGGACUUCAACUUCCUCAAUAACAAGCCCGUGUCUCUGGGUCAGGCCCUGGAGGUGGUCAUACAGCUGCAGGAGAAGCACGUAAAAGACGAGCAGAUAGAACACUGGAAAAAGAUCGUCAAGACUCAGGAAGACCUCCGGGAUCUUCUCAACAAGAUGGUGACUACAAAGGAGCGCGUGAAGGAGCUCCACCAGCAGUACAAAGAGGCGAGCGAAGUGAAGCCUCCCAGAGACAUCACGGCCGAGUUCCUGGUGAAGAGCAAGCACCGCGACCUCACGGCCCUCUGCAAGGAGUACGACGAGCUGGUGGAGAUGCAGGUGAAGCUGGAGGAGAAGCUCCAGGAGCUGGAGGCCAAUCCGCCCAGCGAUGUUUACCUGUCAUCCCGGGAUCGGCAGAUCCUGGACUGGCACUUCGCCAACUUGGAGUUUGCCAACGCCACGCCCCUCUCCACCCUCUCUCUAAAGCACUGGGAUCAGGAUGAUGACUUCGAGUUCACCGGCAGCCACCUGACUGUAAGAAAUGGUUAUUCGUGUGUUCCCGUGGCGCUGGCUGAGGGGCUGGACAUCAAACUGAAUACGGCGGUGCGGCAGGUCCGAUACACGGCGUCUGGCUGUGAGGUGAUCGCCGUGAACACUCGCUCCACGACGCAGACCUUCAUAUACAAGUGCGACGCGGUGCUGUGCACGCUGCCCCUCGGCGUGCUGAAGCAGCAGCCGCCCGCCGUCCAGUUCGUCCCGCCGCUGCCGGAGUGGAAGACGUCGGCCAUCCAGAGGAUGGGCUUCGGCAACCUCAACAAGGUGGUGCUGUGUUUCGACCGGGUGUUCUGGGAUCCCAGCGUCAACCUGUUCGGUCACGUCGGCUCCACCACGGCGAGCCGGGGCGAGCUCUUCCUCUUCUGGAACCUCUACAAAGCCCCGAUCCUCCUGGCUCUGAUGGCCGGCGAGGCCGCCGGCAUCAUGGAGAACAUCAGCGACGACGUUAUCGUCGGACGCUGCCUGGCCAUCCUCAAGGGAAUAUUUGGGAGUAGCGCCGUGCCGCAGCCGAAGGAAACUGUGGUCACCCGCUGGCGCGCCGACCCGUGGGCGAGGGGCUCGUACUCGUACGUGGCGGCAGGCUCCUCGGGGAACGACUACGACCUCAUGGCGCAGCCCAUCACGCCGGGCCCGGCCAUACCGGGAGCCUCUCAGCCCGUGCCUCGUCUCUUCUUCGCCGGCGAACACACCAUCAGGAACUACCCCGCCACCGUCCACGGCGCGCUGCUCAGCGGCCUCCGCGAGGCCGGGCGCAUCGCCGACCAGUUCCUGGGCGCCAUGUACACGCUGCCCCGGCAGGCCACGCCCACGGCCGCCGCCACCACCAACCCGCAGCAGGCCCAGCCCACCGCCAGCGUCUGAACCACAGCGACCCACCACAGCAGCGGGAGUCCCACAAACUACAUGAACUUCUUGCCUUCGGACUGAACUUGCAGCUGUAGAUGGAAAUUGGAACCGAGGUUGUUUCACUGGAACGCUUUAGGCCUUCGGACUUAGUUGGGGACGCAACUUCCUACGGAGACUCGGCCGCCAUCAGACUUAUCAUGUCCUGUCGUAAUGAUCCAUAUUGAUGAGUGUGUGAUCUCUCAAGCUCUAGGAAUGAAGUGCUGAUGGCAUACUUUUCUCAAUAUACACCAGAUAUCACAUGUGGCAGCUGACCGACCCGAUAGCAGUUUAAAUCCUCUCAGACCGCCGCUUUCCCGAUGAAAUCUCCAGAGGUCUUGUCUCGUUUGUCUUAAAGGGUAAAGUAUUGCUAUUUUCAGUAGCCGUAUGCCUUUUACUUCUUCUUUCUGUCAAUUAGAUUGCGGAGUGUAUUGAAAAACAGCUGGAAAGCU